Messenger RNA from Vicia faba (fava bean), 381 nucleotides. The record is from the annotation of a GenBank genome assembly. NCBI's taxonomy places the organism in Eukaryota, Viridiplantae, Streptophyta, Magnoliopsida, Fabales, Fabaceae.
AUGUUCGACAAAGAAAUCACUCUCAAACGCAAAGAGUUCAUUAAUCAAGGUCUUCUCAAACCUAAUCCCGCCAAAGAGGAUAUUGCUGAAGUCGUUCACGAAGAGCUUCAACAAUAUCAAGUCAACAAUGCUGAAGAAAUCGAGUGCCUCAAGGGACUUACAGUGAAUUCUGAUGAAACUCCGGGAGAUUUUACCAAAAAUGGUAAUUUAGGUUCUAACUUUGAUUCUUUGUUUGAUUUAGCUUUUGAUAGUUUAGUGAAGAGUAAGAAAGUUAGAAUAGUUGAACCUAUGUUUCAAAUAUGCCCUGAAAGGGAUACAUUGACUUGGACUUACAUGAUUAUAGAUCUAGCUCAACAUGGUAUGGGAAACGAGGCCAUAUAG